Prinia subflava (tawny-flanked prinia) is the source of this 7318-nucleotide messenger RNA. It is a transcript of the gene NUFIP2, whose product is annotated as nuclear FMR1 interacting protein 2. The record is from RefSeq and is a predicted model, not a curated record. Gene Ontology annotation, cellular component: cytoplasmic stress granule; nucleoplasm. Lineage: Eukaryota; Metazoa; Chordata; Aves; Passeriformes; Cisticolidae. Bases 1280 to 3259 code for a protein of 659 amino acids. The transcript has 4 exons. Gene Ontology annotation, molecular function: RNA binding.
GCAAGCAAUCACACCAGAGCUGCAAAUAACUUGGAGCAGAACUGUGUCCCCAGCCAGUGUCAGUCGAGGGUCUCCCCACGACUCUCUGCCCUUUUCCUACAUUCCUAAUUAACUCCUGCCUCAGUUCCUCACUGAUCCAUACAACCCCAAACCCCUUGUCUCAGUGCUGUCUGGAGAUUUGGGCCUUGGUGUUGAGGAGGGAUCCAGGAACAGCAGUUGAAUGUCUUGCCCUCCCGCAGUAGAGGGUGGUCGGGGCAGAGGCGGGAGUUCAGGUCAUUUCGCUGUCACCACCCGCCCCCCUGGGGAUAAUCAGAGAUUGAAAUUGUAUGAAAUCUAUUGCAAAUCCUGUCAAGUUUCAAGAGUUCUCCUUACACUCUCGGGCUUCCCCAUCCACCUCUGAUUUUUCUUGUUAAGCGUCAGUUAAAUCUCCAUUUCUUCUCUUGGAGGUCGACAAGUGCAUUUGUUGAGCCCACCUUUCCCGGGCCGGGCGGGUGCUGAGCACGCCCGGUGGCGGCUCCGUGCGGGGAGCGGCGGGUCCGCCCGGUGGCGGCUCCGUGCGGGGAGCGGCGGGUCCGCCCGGGCGGCUGCGGGUGGAGCCCUGGAGCCGGGUGAGCUCCGGCUGCCGCGGAGCGCUGCAGCUCGGCCCGGCAGCGAUUCGGGGCGCUGCCGCUGCUCCGCGCUUUCCGCGGCUGCUGCUGGAAGCCCGGCCGCUCACGGUGUCCACAUCCCUGCCCACAUCCCCUCCGCGUGGCCUUGGCUGGGGCUGUUCCAACCCUGUCCGCCUGCCCCGGGGCGCGGUUCACCCGCUUCAUGACGGUAAAACGCGGCUUUGCAGCAACCCGCGCCGUCUUCCUCCCAGUGACCCUGCGGUGAAACCCCCCCGGGGCCGCACGCCGCUCCCCGCCGGUUAAGGAACACCCCAACGGCCAGGGCCGGGGACGGAGGCGGCUCCGCCGUGGCCGCUCAUUCCGCCUCUGCCGCGCUCGCACGGGGAGGGGGCGAAGCGCGCCCGCCCCGAAACAGCCCGGUCCCUGGCAGCCUCACCUGCCGCCGGCCCGGGGAGGGGGCGGCCGGGCGGGUCCGCGCUGGCCGGGCCGGCUCUCCCCCGGCCGCGGUGCGGCGGGGCGGGGCGGGGGGCGGGCGCGGCGGCGCCGCUCGCUGAUUGCAGGGCGGGCGCUGCCAGUCCGCCGCCUCCCCCGCGCCAGCCGCGUCCCCGCGCCGGAGCCGCACGGCCCAGCAGCGAGCGCCCAGCCCGGCCCGGCCCCGCCAGCCGCCCCCCAUGGAGGAGCAGCCCCACCACCACCAUCACCACCACCACUAUUACUACUACGGGCACCACCACCACCACCCGCAGAGCGCCUACCUGCCGCCGCCCGACGGCCGAGCCCAGCCCAAGCCGCCGCUCCGCCACGAGCACAAGCACGGCGGCCCGCAGCACACGGAGGCGCCGAAGCGGAGACCAGGCUACGGAGAGCUAAAUGGUAAUGCAGGAGAAAGAGAAGUGUCACUGAAGGGCCUGUGCUCUGAUGAAGCCACCGCUCCAGGAUCCAGGGUACCCAAUGGCAGCCAGCAGCUCGCAGAUUCUAAUGCCACCCCAAAGCAGACUGUGAAGGCCGGUGCUUUGGGGAAAGCUGGAAUCAAAACCAAGAACUUCAUUCAGAAAAAUAGCAUGGACAAAAAGAAUGAGAAGUCCUACGAAAACAAACACAGAGAAAACCAGUCCUCAGACAAGCCAGAGGGAGUGUCUAUUCCAAACGGCGUGGUAACAAAUAAUUCCAGCUACAUCACCAAUGGCUACGUAGGCAAAGGGGCCGAUAACGAUGGUAGUGGCUCCGAGAGUGGAUAUACCACGCCUAAAAAAAGGAAAGGCAGGCGCAACAGUGCCAAGGGCUGUGAGAACUUGAAUCUAGUACAGGACAAAAUAAUGCAGCAGGAGGUCAGCGCACCAACCUUAAAACAGGAACUUGAGAGUUUCAAGCCUGAUUAUAGUGAACAAAAGGGGAACCGAAUUGAAAAUACUAAGCCUGUUUGGAAAUACGAGGCUGGGGCUGGUGGAGCAGGCCGGGGAAAGCCUGGGCUCGGGGAUGUACCGCGGAAAAACUCUGAUGCCAAACCUGGGAUUAGCAGCAAGAAGUUUGAUGACCGGCCCAAAGGGAAGCACGCAUCAUCGGCUACAUCUAAAGAGGAUUCAUGGACCUUAUUUAAACCACCCCCAGUUUUUCCAGUGGACAAUAGCAGUGCUAAAAUUGUUCCCAAAAUUAGUUAUGCAAGUAAAGUUAAAGAAAACCUCAACAAAGCAGCUCAAACCCCAUCCACGUCAUCCUCAUCAUCUUCAUCAUCUGCUGGGGAAACUCAGGCCCAAACAUCAAGUCGACUUUCCCAAGUCCCCAUGUCUGCUAUGAAAUCUGUCACUUCUGCCAGCUUCUCGAACGGGCCCAUCCUCGCGGGGACCGAUGGAAGUGUGUAUUCCCCAGGGGCCCAGCCACUGCUCUCCACUGCUGCUAGUACUGUACCAUCCACCUCCUCUGAGGCAGUACCCCAGGACAUGAGUACAACUUCGACAGCCCUCGAACAAAAGAAAUCUGGCCUUUUUAUCUACCCUUCAAAUAUGCAAACUGUGCUCCUGGGGACAGCCCAAGUCGAUUUCCCUUCGCAGACGAAUCAGCAGAACCUGGGGGAUAUCUUCCAGAAUCAGUGGGGCUUGUCUUUCAUAAAUGAGCCCAGUGCUGGACCUGAAACCGUUGUGGGGAAAUCUGCAGAUAAUCAGUUAAUGGAAGUGACAUUUCAAGGGGAAUAUCCUGCCACUUUGGUUUCACAGUGUGCUGAAAUCAUUCCCUCAGGAACUGAACAACCUGUGUUUCCUAAGGCUUAUGAGCUGGAUAAACGGACUAGCCCUCAAAUUCUUAGUGCUAUUCUUAAGCCUGGGACUGCUGUUGAGGGUGGUGUCUUAGCUUUGGAGUCGCAUCACACAGGUGACCUACAAAAGGCAGACACCGGUAGCCAAGGUGCUUUAGUGUUUCUUUCAAAAGACUAUGAAGUAGAGAAUCCUCUGGCCUCUCCUACGAACAAUUUGCUAGCCUCCGCCAAAGAACAGAGGUACCAGAGAGGCCUAGAAAGGAAAGAUAGCUGGGGUUCUUUUGACCUGAGGGCUGCUAUUCUAUAUCACACUAAAGAAAUGGAAGCGGUUUGGAAUUUGCAGAAGCAAGAUCCCAAAAGGAUAAUCACUUAUGAUGAAGCCAUGGAUCGCCCGGAUCAAUGAAGGUAGCAAGACAAGACUGCCUGUUAUAACCUUUCUGCAGCAUUUGUGCUGUUCGUGGGGGACAAAAAGGCUUUUAUGCUCCUUCUAAAUCUUCAGUGCAGCAGAGGAACCAUUACUAGAAUCACAGGAUAAUAUAUACAAAUAUAUAUAUAGUUAUUUAAAAAUGGCAACUGAAAGUAAUUAGACUUCUUAAGGAAUCUGAAAAUUUAUUUCAACGAGACUACACACGUGAUUAUUUAAUCUCCGGUACUGAAUAGAUUUUUUUUUUCUUCAUUUUUGUUCUGUUUUGUUUUUGUUUAAAGAGUGAAUGCAAGUGAUUAAGGAAUACAGACUCAAUUACAAGCCCUGUUUCAAAGUUCCUGCUGUCGUCUGCAUGGGCAACAGCAACCCACUGGAGAGGCAUUUCCACUUGACAAGGUUUCUGUUUCUUGUUCUGUGACUGUAGUGACACACUAAUCACAGGGAAAUCAGGAUGAUUCACCAUCCUUCAUCUCCCCUUUCCCUUCCACCUCCCCUGUUUGGUUUCUUUAUUUUUUUUUUUUUUUUUUUUUUUUUCUGAUUGGUUUUCCAUUGAAUGCUGGAGAAACACCUUGAAGUUUGCAGUUUCUUUUUUUUCUUCCAGAGAAUUAUAAUCCGCAUGUUUUGCCAGGAGUAAAGCAGCAAUCCUAUGCUGGUGAUAUUGUCUUAAAAGGAUCAUUCUGCUGAGGGAAAGAUGGUAAUACUGCAGUUCUAGGAUGCAUGGUGAAGUCACACAGUUGACCUGGCUCCUGUUACACGUUGGACUAUUGCAACUGAAGAAUUAUUUCAUUUUAAAAGACAACAUGGAAAAAUAAGCAAUCUGUUUAGGCAUUUAAUAUGGAAAAAAAACCAAAAAAAAAACCACCCCACUGUUCCCACAGUUUAAUGCCAUUGUAUUACUGGGAGCAAGAAAAAAAAAAAAGACAAAAAAAAAGUAUCUUCUGCUUUCAACUGUAGGUGCUUCAUAUUUGCUCUGUCUGUCUCCUAACACUAAAUGUGCUGGAUUUUUUUCCCAUUUUCAUUGGAAAACUGAAGAUGAAUUGAGUUCUGCUAACUUUCACCCUUCUUGAAUUAUUUUUUCUCUUAAAAAAAAUCAAAAUAACAAAAAAAUGAAAAAAUUAAAAAAAAAAAAAAGAAAAAAAUGGGAAUUUGAAUCCUUUUCAAUUUGUCCAUGGAACGCCAAUGGCUGGGCUUCCUGCCCCUUGGAAAUGCUCUUUUAUAUUUUAAUGCAGUCUGUGUAUUUCCGGGCUCUGCUUCUAAUUAUCUCUUAAUAAAAAUAUAUUUUAUUACAAAAAAAUGGAGGACUUAGGAAUGAAAAUAAUAAUUUUAAAAAAUAAUAAAAAAAAAUAAUCCCAGGGAAAGGAAAGCUUCCUAGCAGUGGUAGGGAAGGCUGAGCAGAGUGCAGGUUCCAGCUGUGUAACCCCUCUGUCCCAUUGCAACUUGUGUAACGUGUCCAGAUCAUCUGGGGGUCAGGUAGUUUCUUCUGGGUUUUUUUUAAAGGUGGAAAAUUCACAGGGUCCAGUGCAAGAGCAAGAAAUGAUUAAAGCAAAAAUGGGUUCGUUGACCAGCCUGAGCUCCCCAUGUACCCAGUGCUCAUCGUGGGUGUCUGUGGCCUGAUCCUGCCUCCUGGAUGUCCAAAUCUGCAGCAGUUGGUGUUCCCUAAAAUGAGACUGGACCCUCUGGGGGAUUGUGAGGAAUAGAUAAACCCAAAACUUUGGAAUACCCUUUGUGCUUAGAUCUGUCCAUCAAGCCAUCGAGCCACUGUCUGGUCACCAGAGGGUUCCACAGGGCUCUGUCCCCAGCCCAUUUCUCUCCAACAUCUCAUUAACAGCCUGUGUUCAGGACUCAAAGAAAUACUAAUUUUGCUGACAGACUAAACUGGGAGGAACUGUUGACUCCCUCGGGGGCAGAGAGCUCUCAAGAAAUUAGAGAUGGGCAAUCACCAACUGUAUGAAGUUUAACAAGGGUGAGUGUCAGAUGCUGCACCUGGGAUGGGCAGCCCUGGGUACACUGGGAAUGAGAGGCUGGAGAGCAGCACCAUGGAAAGGGAGCUGGGCCAUGGCCCGUUGGAUCCGAGUCAGCAGUGCCCUGGCAGCCAGGGAGGGCAGCAGAGUCCUGAGGGGCACCAGCCCAGCAUGGCCUGUCCUGCUCUGCUCUGCACUGUUGCAGCCUCACCUUGAGCUCUUGGGGCAGUUCUGGGCACCACAAGAUAAAGACCCCUAUUAGAGAAGUGGGAAGGGUCUGGAGGGAAAGCCUUGUGAGAUCACUUGGUUUGUUCAGCUGGAGAAAAGGAGAGUGAGGGGAGACCUCAUUGUGGUCUUCAACAUCCUCCAAAGGGGCAGCAGAGGGGCAGCUACCAAUCUCUCCACUCUCAUGACCAGUGACAGGGAAUAGCCUGAAGCUGAGUCAGGGGAGGGUUAGGUUGGAUAGCAGGAGAAGGUUCUGCACCCAGAGGGUGGUUGAGCACUGGAACAGGCUCCCCAGGGAAGUGGUCACAGCACCAAACUUGUCUGAUUUCAAGAAGAGUUUGGACAAUGCUUUCAGGCACAGGGUGGGAUUCUUUGGGUGUCCUGCACAGGGCCAGCAGUUGGACUCGAUGAUCCUGAUGGGUCUUUUCCAACUCAGAAUACUCUAUGAUUCUAUCUCUUUCUUUUUUUUUUUUUUUUUAAUUAGGAGUAUGUAGCAUGUGUUUUUUUUAAUUGUUUUUAUACUUUUAAUAAGAUUGUUCCUGAAUGAGACACUUGAGUUCAUGGUGGGACAAUGAAAUUGAAUUCUGUACCUUGUGUAAGACGCUCGCUUUCUGCCACGCUUAAACAUUUGACUAUGGAUUGCCUACUCCAUUUGAUGUAUCCAAAGCUAUAUAGUAUAAUUCUGAGUGUGAUACUAUAUAGUCAUCAUGUAUUGUAUCAGUCCAGGUUCGGAAAUGUGUGGUUGGCCAGUCGCAAAUACUUCUGUUUCACCUAUAAACUGUACCACCUCUACAGGUGUGUGUAACUUUGAGAUGUAUAACAUGUUUACAGAUGUGCCCAACAUCUAGUCCUCCAACGUUCCUAUUUUUAAUUCUGUUGAGUCUCCUAACUGCUUGCCAAAAGUCGGAAUCGUCUCCAGCUCUGCUGCUGAAGAGCUGGGGCGUUCCUGAGCUUUAAAGUGUUGAACAAACUGGAUGGUGGGGCUGGGAAAAUGAAGGCGGAAGAAAUGUUCUUUUUCCUUUUUUAUUAUUAUUAUUUUCAAAAAGUUGAAGGCUAAUAAGCAAAGUUUCCAGUUUGUUUUACUGGCUUUAAGGCUCUGCUGUGUAUUUAUUUGCCUUGUGUAGUCACUUGUCGCCUUAAGGGCUGGGUUCCAUUAAAAAAAAAAAGAAAAAAGAAAAAAAAAAGACAAAAACACCCUGUUUUGCUUCCCUGGGGUCUGUGCUGUCCUGUACCCCUGCCCCAGGUCCCUGCUUGGGACGAUGCAGGAAUUGAGCAGCACUAACCCUGCGCCUCUAGAAAGGUCUGAGUCUUGCUGAAUAUUUGAGGACUCAUCUUGGCCCAGUCCAGUCUGUCACCUAAAUAGCAAAAGAAAUGCUGAGAGAAACACGGUUCGAGCGCUGGGUUGGGCUGGAUUUCCCCCGAUGCUCAUCUCUGUGGCUUUGCCUCGCCAGCGGGACCCAUCCAGAAACGCCCUCGGCAGCACCUUCUCUGCUGUAUUUCUGACCACCCUCUGUUCAGAUGUCUGUCUGUCUGUCUGUCUCCAUGAGCUCCACGGCGUGUGCUCAGUGCUGAGCAGUUAGGAAUUCCUGUCUCUGAGCUCCUGUAGCUCCGGCUCCCCAGUCUGGGAUGUAUUUCUGGGAUAGACUAUUGCCUAGAGCCAGGCAGGACCACAGAAGGAACUUCCUUGUGCUGUCGUGUAACUCACCCUGUCGCUGUCUGCAGUCCUCCCCAAGUCCUCACACAAUUCUUAACUGAGCACUUAUUAAAAAUAUCUUAAGAUUUAAUCUGUUUUCUGAUUAUUUUUGUGUAAACUUAUAAAAAAAAAGCAAAAAAAAAAAAAAAAACAAACAAA